CAAAGAGAACACCUUUUUUCCAUGACGGUUGUUCUUAUCUACUUUACUUCUUUUCUUUUCUUCAUCCUAUAAAUUCUUCAUUUCGGUGAUUUUUCUCAAGUACUCAUCAUUCUGAAAUUGACUACUAGAUUACAAACACAAAUUCAAGUUCUUGAACUUCUUGUGGGAGCUUUACAAAUCCAAUAAUGACAACCAUCUGCUGCCCUCAUAGAGAAGCAGAUAAAACUGCCAUUGAAAAGGAUACCAACAAGGGAAUCACCAAAAUUUAUCCAAGAGGAUUUAACAUCACAUGGGGCAAUGAUGAUCGCUACUGGAAUAUCACUAACCCCAAUGAGCCAGGAAGUUUGUACAUGGCAGAGCUGAAGCAAGUUUCAUGGCUUGAGGUGACAUGUUCAACUGAUAAUGUAGAUCGUGGGAGUAAGUAUAGAGUGGGUUUCAAUGUCACAAUGAGAUCAGAUGCAUUUGGGUGGGAUGAGAUUGAUGUUUAUGUAAUGGCUAAGGUUGGGAGGAAAGGGAAGUUCAUGUCCAUGAAAGUUUCUCUUGGAGACUUAAAACCAAAUAAAACACCUAUCACCAUCCCAAAGGAUCCUUUAGUAAUCUCAGUUGAUCCUUCAACACCCAUAGAGUGCAAGACCAUCCAUCUUGGUUUGUAUGAAGUUUGGAGUUCAAAGUGGAAGGGGGGAUUGCAGAUCCAUGAUGCAUUUAUUCAGAAGGUUGCCUAAUUAAACUUUGAGCCAUAAACCUUUUAGAGAUGUUAGAUUUAAUUUAUUUUUAUUCUUUUUUUUACAUAUACAGGUAUAGUUUUGAAGCUUUUAAUAUGUUAUGAGUUGAUGUUUUUAAAAGUAAAAGGAUGUAUUGGCUAUUAUCAAUUCUGAGAUACUGAUUUUUUAAUUAUUUAAUUGAAAAAUAUUUUGAUUGUUUGGA
Molecule: messenger RNA, 924 nt
Organism: Benincasa hispida (wax gourd)
Lineage: Eukaryota; Viridiplantae; Streptophyta; Magnoliopsida; Cucurbitales; Cucurbitaceae
Product: protein PHLOEM PROTEIN 2-LIKE A9-like
Source: RefSeq, a predicted model, not a curated record